CGAGCCAGUGGGUUUGCUAUUGUGGACAUUCUGUAUUGGCCUUUCCUAUCUUCGACGUCGCCGAAUCUAGAAAUCAACACUAGGACACCAUGAUUACAAGACUCUAUAAAGCUCUGGUGACAUGUUGUUUCCUCGCUGCGAUCCUAUGGACAAAUACUACAGGUGUUUUUAUACCAAAUCUGACGGAUUCGUGCUACCGCUGCCUCUGUCACGUGGCGACACGUUGUCAGACAUCGCACGCAUGCACCGCAGGCUACUGUGGACCCUUCAAUAUUUCGAAGCUCUACUGGAUAGACGCUGGGAAAGCAACACUUCCCGAGGAUGACCCGGAGAGAAAUCAUGCUUGGGAAGACUGCGCACGAAGUUACCAUUGCUCGAAGCGGAUCAUAGAAGGCUAUUUACAGAAAUUUGGUAAAGACUGUAACAGUGAUGGCGUCACGAAUUGCUAUGACUACAUGAUGAUCAAUGGCAACGGUGGCUAUGGAUGCACGCAGCCGCUCAACCGCUCAGCGAACGGGAGAAAAUGGCUGGAACGAUUUGAAGAGUGCCGACAUUCUCUUUAAAUAUAACAGGAUCAAACCUAUAUUUUGUAUUUAGUAUAGUUAUUUUUCUAC
This is a messenger RNA of Melitaea cinxia (Glanville fritillary), 614 nucleotides long. RefSeq names its product lysozyme-like. NCBI's taxonomy places the organism in Eukaryota, Metazoa, Arthropoda, Insecta, Lepidoptera, Nymphalidae. The record is from RefSeq and is a predicted model, not a curated record. The transcript has 5 exons. Gene Ontology annotation, molecular function: lysozyme activity. The coding region runs from base 90 to 563 and encodes 157 amino acids.